Cyclopterus lumpus (lumpfish) is the source of this 1566-nucleotide messenger RNA. It is a transcript of the gene irx2a, whose product is annotated as iroquois homeobox 2a. Gene Ontology annotation, molecular function: RNA polymerase II cis-regulatory region sequence-specific DNA binding; DNA-binding transcription factor activity, RNA polymerase II-specific. Gene Ontology annotation, biological process: neuron differentiation; regulation of transcription by RNA polymerase II; cell development. Gene Ontology annotation, cellular component: nucleus. The record is from RefSeq and is a predicted model, not a curated record. NCBI's taxonomy places the organism in Eukaryota, Metazoa, Chordata, Actinopteri, Perciformes, Cyclopteridae.
AUGUCCUAUCCUCAGGGUUACCUCUACCAGCCCCCGGGCUCGCUGGCUCUUUACUCGUGUCCGGCUUACGGGGCCUCGGCUCUGGCUGCCCCGCGGAGUGAAGACUUGGCGAGGUCGUCCUCCGGCUCAGCCUUCAGUCCUUACCCCGGAUCGGCUGCUUUCUCCGCCUCGGCUGGUGCAGGCUUCUCCAGCCCGCUGUCAUACUCCACGGAUCCAACGACGGGAUUCCCAUCCUACAUGCUUCUUCCCAUAAUGACUGCGCAGACGUCGGGUAUGGCCGGGGCAUUAAGUUACCACCCAUACGGGAGUCCGGGGUACCCUUACCACUCAACGACCCGGGCGUACCGCAAGAACGCCACAGGGACGCCACGCGCCACUCUAAAAGCCUGGCUGCAGGAACACAGGAAGAACCCGUACCCCACUAAGGGCGAGAAGAUCAUGCUGCACAUCAUCACCAAGAUGACCCUGACGCAGGUCUCCACGUGGUUCGCCAACGCCAGGAGGAUCAAGAAGGAGAACAAGAUGACGUGGGCGCCCAGGACAAAGAUCGAGGACGAGGACGAGGAGGACGGCGACGGGGAGAGGAAAGAAGUGGAGCGCUCUGAGAAAAACCUGGAGAACAGCGAGGCUUCAGCGGCGGAUGAAGGUAUCAGCUUGCACGUCGACACCCUGACGGACCACUCCUGCUCGGCGGAGUCUGACGGGGAGAAGGUCAGCUGUCGCGGGGGAGAGCUGGGCUCCGACCGGGCCGGCGACAAAUGCGACGACGACGCCGAGGACCGGAACCACGAACCGCGAGCAUCGCUCUCGCCCAUAUCCGUCACGUCGUCGCCUCCACUAGAAUCUCCACUUCUCGGUCACCACCACCACCACCAGCAGCACCACCAGCAGCAGCACCACCACCAGCUCCAUCACCUCCACCAUCUCCACAGCCAGCGCGAGGAUUUGGCCCGGAGCCUCAUCAAUAACCACAUUAAUACCAAUAAAUCGUCUUCCUGCCUUGAUAGCAGACCUUCGCCUCAGAACCCUACGGUCAAGCCCAAAUUGUGGUCGCUGGCGGAAAUUGCUACCUCGGACCAAAAGCAGCAACAUCAGCAACCGGGGCAGAAUGGGCCAACAAAUUGCCCCUCCUCCAGCGGUGGCCUCCUCACCCCCCCGACGUCUUCCACCACCUCCCCGGCUGCCAGUUCCCCCUCCCUCUACCCAGCCCCCUCCAUCCUCGGAAGACCUAUUUAUUACACGUCUCCCUUUUAUAGCAAUUACACAAACUAUGGCAACUUCAGCCCCCUGCAGGGCCAAGGGAUCCUGCGGUAUACUAAUUCAUCAGGAGUGAGUCUGGCUGCAGCCGCCGCCGCCGCCGCUGCCGCUGCCGCCGCCUCCGCCGCCGCCGCUGCUGCAAACGAGGGUGUGAGCUCCUCUCAGCAGACUCUGGAGGCGAGCUCACACCCCAAACACAGGCCAGACUCUCCCGUCGUUAAAAUUAACCCCAACCAGAUUUUUGUUGUCGAGCAGCAGCAGCAGCAGCAUUUCAGACACGCACAUUUAGAAGCGAAGAAAGGUACGUAA